CCGUCCCACAAGCUCGCCCCACCGACGUCUGUUGUUCGCUCCCUGCCUCAGCAAUGAAGUCCAUCAUCCUUGUCGCUCUCGCCGCCUUCGCCUCUGGCGUCGCUGGUUUGACCAUCAACACUCCUUCUGAUGUGUCCGAGUGCAUUCCUACCCUGCUGACCUGGUCUGGUGGAACUGGUCCUUACUACCUGAGCAUCGAGCCGGGCAACGACCCCUCUGGCGCCCCUCUCCAGCAGUAUGGUCCCCUGGACGGUACCAGCUUCACCUGGCCGACGAACAUCACGAGUAGCCAGCAGGUCAGUCUGACCAUCAAGGACAGCACCGGUGCUACCAACCAGUGCGCGCCCUUCAACAUCAACGCUGGCAGCUCAAGCUGCAUCGGUGGUAGCGCCAGCGCCUCCUCGGGUGCAUCGUCCGCGUCUUCCUCGGCCUCGGGUGCCAGCACCUCUGCGGCUGCUACCACGGCUGCCUCUGGCUCCAGCGCAGCUGCCAGCUCUACCGCUCCCGCAUCCUCUGGUUCCGCGUCUGGUUCCACCAGUGCAUCUAGCACAACCUCCGCGUCUGGCGCCGCGAACACAGGUGGCGCGCUUGCCGUCGCUGCCAACUUGUUCGCUGUUGGUGCUGCCGGUGCUGCGCUGGUUGCCUUCCUCGCUUAAGCGUGCGCGCCUUGCCGUAAAAGGGCAGAUGUCCCUGUCUAUGUGUUUCCUACUCCUCGGACUCGACAGACAUACAAACGGACGAACCCUUUCUCAUAUGAUCAGCCCUCCCCGAGCUGUGAUACCGUACGCUCGCGGUUGUUUUACAUAAUUGAUCUCUCUCGCCCCGUACCCUGAUUCUGUAAUACCUGAUUGUUUGUUCUUUAGUACCAUACGUUCGUUUGCCUUGCGUACAGUCCGCGUGUUGGCCUUCGAGUCCGUUUGGGUUGUGAGACUUAUCUUGUAGCAGCCGCCUGAUACCAGACACGUCCCCCUCAUGAUCCAAUGACCCGAAUGAAACUUUUUUACUACAUGAA
Molecule: messenger RNA, 1012 nt
Organism: Postia placenta MAD-698-R-SB12
Lineage: Eukaryota; Fungi; Basidiomycota; Agaricomycetes; Polyporales; Adustoporiaceae
Exons: 7
Coding region: 54-656 (200 amino acids)
Source: RefSeq, a predicted model, not a curated record